UGUCUCUGUGAGCGUGUGUGUGUGUGUGUGUGUGUGUGUGUCUGAGGCUGAUGCUCCUAGAUUGAGAAUAGAGUGCCAGUGAGGGAGAGAGAGAGAGAGAGAGAGAGAGAGAGAGAGAGAGAGAGAGAGAGAGAGAGAGAGAGAGAGAGAGAGAGAGAAACAGAACACUCACAUCAACAGAAGAGCACAGCAGAGCAAAGCUGGCAAGCUGGCACAGAGUCCGAGAGGGACUAAGAAAAACAAACAAACAGGAACUCAAUCAUAAGCAGCAGAAGAAUAAAAACAAAGAGCUCGACAAGGGAGACUCACUGAAGUGUACCGCACUGUACUGUACGAAGUUCAUUUGCAUUCCUACUUACCGCUGUACAUGCACAACUACUUUGACUUCUCUCUAGCAAUGAGACCUGGCGAAGCUUGCAUCCUUCUCUACUUCUGGCUUGCGGGACAAGGUGUGCUGGCUAUGUUUGCCCAGCAGCCACAGGACCUGGUGGUCGUGGCUGGGCAGCCAGUGACCCUGCCCUGUGCCAUCCCGGGGUACCACGGCAUCGUGCUCUGGAUCAAGGACGGGCUCGCCCUCGGAGUGGGUAGAGAUCUCUCAGGAUACCCCCGUUACUCAGUAGUUGGGGACCACAGCGCCGGAGAGCAUCACUUGAAGAUCCAGAGAGUGGAGCUGAUGGACGAUGCUAUCUAUGAAUGCCAGGCAAUCCAGGCAGCCAUGAGGUCACGCCCGGCCAGGCUCACUGUGCUUGUGCCCCCUGAUGACCCAGUGAUCAACGGGGGUCCCAUAGUGAGCCUGAGGGCUGGGGACCCCCUCAACCUGACCUGCCGGGCCAAUAACGCCAAGCCUGCCGCCACCAUCAUCUGGAUCCGGAACGGAGAGGUGCUUAACGGAGCCAUGUAUUCCAAGACGCUCCUGCGGGAUGGCCGUCGGGAGAGCACGGUCAGCACGCUCUACAUCUCCGCCUCCAACAUCGAGACCGGCCAGCAGAUCAUCUGCAGGGCUUCCAACAAGGCCGUGCCCAACGGGAAGGAGACCAGCAUCACCAUCGACAUACAGCACCCUCCACUUGUGAACCUGUCUGUAGAGCCUCAGCCCAUUCUGGAGGGCAACCUGGUGAAGUUUCACUGCUCGGCUAAGGCCAACCCAGCCGUCACACAGUUCAGGUGGGCGAAAGGCGGUCAGGUGAUCAAGGAGAUUUCGGGCGACACGUACGAAGCGAUAGUGGACCACUCUUUCUUCACGGAGCCAGUGUCCUGUGAAGUGACCAACCCGCUGGGCAGCACCAACAUCAGCCGGACCGUGGACGUCUACUUUGGACCUCGCAUGGCCGUGGAGCCCCAGUCUCUUCUGGUUGAUCUGGGAUCAGACGCUAGGUUUAACUGUGCCUGGACAGGAAAUCCGUCACUCACCAUAGUGUGGAUGAAGCGUGGAUCUGGAGUGGUGCUUAGCAAUGAGAACUUCCUGAUACUGAAGACGGUGAGACAGGAGGAUGCUGGGAAGUACGUGUGCCGUGCAGUGGUCCCCCGAGUGGGGGCGGGCGAGAGAGAAGUGGCCCUCACAGUCAACGGUCCCCCAAUCAUCUCCAGCACCCAAACCCAGCAUGCACUACACGGGGAAAAAGGACAAAUAAAGUGCUUCAUCCGGAGUACGCCACCUCCUGACCGGAUUGCCUGGUCGUGGAAAGAGAACGUUCUGGAAUCAGGAACCUCCGGCCGCUACACUGUAGAGACGGUCAGCACUGAGGAGGGGGUCAUCUCCACACUGACCAUCAGCAACAUCGUCCGGGCCGACUUCCAGACCAUUUACAACUGCACAGCAUGGAACAGCUUCGGCUCCGAUACCGAGAUCAUCCGGCUGAAGGAACAAGGUGGGAGCCAAGAGUCGCUCCCUAUGGCAGUCAUAAUCGGCGUGGCGGUCGGGGCGUUCGUUGCCUUCAUCGUUCUCAUGGCAACAAUCGGAGCUUUCUGCUGUACCCGUUCACAGAGAAAUCUGAAAGGUGUUGUCUCUGCAAAGAACGAUAUCCGCGUGGAAAUCGUACACAAGGAUCACAACGCGGCCAGAGAGACAGAGGAACACACUGCCAUCAAGCAGCUCAUGAUUGAGAGAGGGGAGUUCCAGCAGGAGUCAGUCCUCAAGCAGCUGGAGGUUCUGCAGGAAGAGGAGAAGGAUUACCAGCACAUCAAGGAUCCGACCAACGGCUACUACAGCGUGAACACGUUUAAAGAGCACCACUCCACUCCCACCAUCUCCCUGGCGGCCAACCAAACAACGGAACUGCGGAGCUCCACGACAGCCGCCACGACGGGCAAGCAGAGGGUGCCCACGGGCAUGUCCUUCACCAACAUCUACACCACGCUGGGCACCGGCCCCAACCGCCUCUACGACUACAGCCAGCGCUUUGUACUCGGUAUGGGCAGCAGCUCCAUCGAGCUGUGUGAGCGGGAGUUCCAGCGGGGCUCGCUCAGCGAUUCCAGCUCCUUCCUCGACACGCAGUGCGACAGCAGCGUCAGCAGCUGCAGCAAGCAGGAAGGCUACGUGCAGUUCGACAAGGCCAGCAAGGCCUCGGCCUCCUCCUCCUCCCACUACUCCCAGUCCUCCUCACAGAACUCUGACCUCACGCGGCCCCUGCAGAAACGCAUGCAGACGCAUGUGUAGCAACCCCUUUGCUGCUGGGGUUCGCCACGGUCAAGGUGUCCUAUUCCUAAGGACUUGUUGAGGAGAAAGCGGAGCCUCUUUAAAAGCACAUCAUUGAUAUAUCUUUUUUUUUUUGUAUGUUUUCUUAUUAAGGAGGCAUCGUUGCCCAGAACUGCCACCCUGCCUAGAAUAGCCCAGUGUCCCCUGCGAUGGUCAAGCGGUUCCACCUCCUGAUCACAUGCACUCUUGAGAAUGGGCUUCCUGAAGAAUCCUGCACUGAGCUCUGGUUUCUGUCUGAAGUUCUGUGCUUUAUCUUGUCCCAGUAGAAGUGUCAUUACUGUCAGUGCAAGAUUUCUACAUUCUGACCAGGCACCCCCACUCCCCCCCUUUGAAACUGAAGACCUUUCGGAAAGUAAUUCUCAAACUUUAAUUUGCGUUGCAUUUUUCACAGCGUUUCUGACACCCUGUGAACGUUUUGACACCUGAAUCCACUUCUUUUGCCAUUUUAAAUCCUCGUAGGAUUUUGGAAGGUUUCCAUUUCAAACUCAUGCCAUUUUUUUCUUGUACAGAUCAAAAUUCUGGUUAUUUUGAAGCACAAAUACUUCUGGGAGUUAAUUGAGAUUCAUUUUACAGAAACAUGCUAACUGGCCUAGUAGUGAAGCUGGAGUGUAUCACCAAUGGACUUACUAAAUGGUUUAACCUGGACCUCUCAGUAAGAAACCCAAGGCAGGCAGUCUCAUUUAGCCAGAAUACCCCUUUCUUCACUAUUUAUUUUAUUGUUAAUUUAUUGUACAGUAUGUGAAACAAACAAAAAGAUGGACUUUUCAAGAUCCCAUAAAAAUAAAUGGGUAUACAUGCCUUCAGGAUACAUUGUCAAGCUUCAACGCCAACAGUCUGGACCGGAGCACACACUUUGGGCAGCAAAGGUGUCUAUAACUGGACUGCCAUCUGGGGUUGAUGUUACUCUGGGUUGACCAAGGGAUACCACUGACGAGAGCUCUCCUGUUCUCCAUGUUUGCAUUGUGCAGGCCAAUAAGAUUGGUUCUUUUGUUGGAAACUUCUAACAGUUCAAGAACUCCCCUAUUGUUCUUAUGGUGGAAUUGUGCUUGAGAUGCUGUGUUUCCCAAGGGACCAGUAUUAGUAGACACCGGAAGGGACAACAGACAGAUGCAAGAAAGCUUCCACUCAUCUGUAUGCACAGUCCAGUGAGGAGCUGGUUUCUGCUCUAGGGAACUGACAGGUGGAAUGUUAUCAGCUGUGUGACUCUCGAAAGUGCAGUCUUUCAUAAGAUUAAUGAUGUUUCCUCUUAUUCUUUUAAAUUGUUAAUCCCACCUCUCACCUCUCCUGAUUGGAUAGUUAAUUAAGGGACAUUUCUGGCUAAUGCAGCCUAAACACUCUCCCCUGAAAUACAUUAUUAAACAGCUACAUCCCGUCACAGCCAAUCACAAGAGAGCUAGGAGGGUUCCCUGUCAUAGAGAUUGAAUUGUGAUGCAACAAAAUGAGCGACCAAUCAGAAGAUGUACAUUUUGAUUAUCUGGCAAAGGGUAAGGACUGUUGUAUGGUGGCAGCAAAUCCCCCAUUUGGUUCUGUUAGAGUCCAGCAACAUGUGGUACAGAAAGUACUUCCUUCUGAAUAAAACCAUUGCACACUCAGUGUUUCCAGCUGAAGAAUAUCUGUAUUGAGGAGUCACAAUAGAAAUCUCAUACCACAGGACAGACGCUUAAACCAAAACAGAAAAAUGCACUGUUACAGAUUUCUCACAUACUGUGAUGCAUGUUUGUGUGACAACUAAAGUAACAUGCAAUAAUACAGUAUAACCAUUGCUAGAGGUACGCACAAUAGCGAAGUGGAUUGUGAUAAAUCACUGUGGUCUCUAUACAGACUGUAACUCAGUUUUGCAGUCACGAACAUAUUAAAGCAUACAUAAUAGGAAGUCAAGGCAACUAGAGUAUGGAUGCAACACUAAAUAUGUUUAUCAUGCACAACAAUAAAUCUGAACAGCCAGGCAAGUUACUCUAAGGAUUAAUCAUUUACAAGAAAAUGUCUGUUGUACUGUGUUGUUUUCCUGUGAAAUGGUGCCACCAUUUCAAACACAGCAGAGAGCAUAGCUCCUUCACAUUCGGGUCUUCAGUGCAAAGUCAUGGAGUGUUGCCGUUCUGCAUUGAAGCUGGCAGUGUUGAGAAAUCUAAAUCCAUGUGUGUUAUAGACAAAGAACAAUAGGUAUGGAAUCAGUACAAGUGUCGGGGUCAAAUGAACUCCAGGUAGCUGAGGACAGAAAGAACAAACCCUUUUCAGACCUCACAGACUUCAAACGCUGGCUGCUUAUAGGACCUUGAUUUUAGUUUGCAUGGUCCACCAAUUCUCUGGCACAGCUAAGUUCUUCCUACCAUUACAGUCAAUGUAGCGUGAACAUUUCUCCCUCACAGUUUGAUGUCAUCGCUAUACAGCUCAUAAUGCCAGAUUCUUCUAAGCAAGUACAGUACAAAACAAACCCUCCUUGCCCACACCAACUAUACACAGAACAGUUGCAUUAGGUGUUUAGGUGAACGUUCCCUGCAUAAGACAGUGGACCUCAGACAGUGGUUUGCUUUGGUUUAUUGGCCAGCAUUUGAUUCCAGAACCUUCGUGCAGAAAGUGAGGUCAUGGCGGACCAUGGAUGUCAUGGCAACGCUGUUUAGACACGCAGACGAUACGGAUGAGUUCUGGUGCUGCUCAGAAGACACAGGUCCCCUUCCGUGCUCUGUGAGGGCAAUGCGUCUCACACCGGAGGCAGACAGUUCUUGUGCUAACAGCCUCCUGUUGAACAGUGUCAAUAAGGAGUGGAUUCUUGCUGUGUGCACUUUCAUGUGUUUAAGACAUUUCAAUCAGUUUUAUACUUGAGUAGUAGAAGUUCAGCUGUAUAAUGGGUUAAAAUCCAUUAGCAAAAGAACAUAAAAAAAGGAAUUCUAUACAUUCCGCCUAGGCACUCAGUAAAUAUUAGCAAUGCUUUGUGUAUAUAAUUUAGAAUUCUGGGGAUCAUUUUUUAUAUUUUAAAUAGAACACUUCAUUCGGCAUGGUGUUAUGGUAUUGACAAUCAGAAGGAUCUGUUCACCUCUUGAAUCUGCAUAUACCGUUGGCUCUUCCUUUUGCCAACUAGAAUGCAGCCGUACUUGGCCGCCACAUUGGAGGGGACAGAUUCUUUAAACAGGGCACUUUCCAAGGGAGAGCAGUCUGCACACAGUGGCUAAGGGCUGUUUUCUUUGAUUGUAUCAGGGGACAUGCUAAACUGAUCUACUCCCAUUCUCGAUUCCUUCUACUUCCAAAGCAGUCUCCUCACGAUGUGCAAGACCGAAUUCCAGUGUGACGAAUGGUCUCUAUACUAGCUGAAUGGGGAGGGGGGGGGGGGGGGCUGCUUACUGCAGUAAUAGGCGGUAUAUACAGUAAGUUGAUUGAAUCAUCCACUCUUGGUGCACCUGGUGUGCACACGCUUCCUUUUUUGUCACAACAAAUGGAUGACACUGUUUUUUUUCUUUUAAAGUUCUUAUCCUUUAGGAUCUUGCAAAUCCAUCCGUUUUUGUGCAGCUCUGUAUGUAAUGGGCUCCUCUUCCGCCUUGAAAAACAUUGCUGUUAGUAAACCGAAUGGAUUAAUAAUUUAUAACGCCUGCUGUUUUAUGAGUUGCCUAGUGUCACAAGCACCAUAUUUAUCAUAAGCACUCACUGGAGGAAUGAAUCUAAAUGGAAAACAAUGAAUCCUUUUAUACAUCAGGAUUUUAGAAGGUUAGUUAAACACCAGAUGUCUGCAUUCCUUAGUCAUACACCCGAUCUAAACAAAAAGAACUGCUCAAUCCAGCUCCCUCUUACUGUGCUCAAUGCUAACUCAUUGCUGGAGGCUCCCGAAUCAAAAAGCAUUUAUACUGUUCUGUAGCAAACUACCCCUGGUAUGCAUCAUUGUAGAAAUGCAAAAAGGAACCAACAAGUUUUUUGACUAGAAGCCUUUUUCAAUUGAGCCACUAAAAGAUGAUUCGCACUUUACCACUAGGGAACCAAACUGGUGACAUACAGUGCGUACUGGGAUCCUUCUGUAUUUCGGUGACUUCCACAUCAGAGUAUCGUGAAAUGUUGAGAAGAGCGAUGGGCCUUGUAUUGUAAACUUACAGUCAACAUGGCCUGACCUUAAAAGAACCGAAUCGUGAGUCAAAACUCAUUUGAGACGCAGAAAAAAGACUUCUCGUUGAAGAGUCUACUAGUGUGCAUGCUGAAGGGUAAUCAACAGGGGUGCAUGUGCCAUAUUGUGCAUUCAAGUGGGAAGCAACCAAGGAGAGACUGGCUUGAGUAGAAGAAGGAACACGAGAAUGAAUGGGAUGCUCCAUUUCUGUUUCGUGAUAACCCUUUUUUGUUUUUUUUAAUCUCUGGUUAUUUUCGAUAAAGGAUGAAAAAGCCACUGCACACAUUUUGAAUAUUAGAAUCCAUGCUAAAAUCAGCACUUUACUGUACCUAGGUCAGCACUUUGUGAAAUGUGUGGUUUACACAUUGUGAUUACGUAGAAGCUUUAAGCUCUGUGAAAGACCUGGGGAUUUAAUCCAGUAGUGAUUUGGAUGUGGCAGUGUAAUCUUUCCUCUGUAUAUGAAACUUAUGUAAUGUAGGCCUCACAGGCUGUUAUCCCGAUUAAAUGGCCAAGUUACUGAAAUGUAACCUUUCACAUAAAGCUUGGAAGCCAAAAGAACGAGGUCCACAUUCCCCCAGACUUGUCAUUGACUCUCUGGGUCAACUUUUGGGCAAGACAGCCUCCUCAAAUCCUGCACCUAAGUUGUAAGUAUGACCAAUUAACAGUAACUGUAAAAAAAAAAUAAAAAAAAAAAUAAAAAGUGUAUUAAAAAGUAAACCACUAUUUUCAUUCAGUGUGCCUCUCUGUAUUUAAGUUUGUAUUUAAAAAAAUAAUAAUAAUAACAAAAACAAAAAAAUGUUGUAUUUUGCCUGUAUUGGUCUGUGAAACAAUGAUGUUUAUCCUCUGUAAAGUAUAUUUGGAGAAACAAAGAAAAAGAGAAAAAGAC
Molecule: messenger RNA, 7665 nt
Organism: Acipenser ruthenus (sterlet)
Lineage: Eukaryota; Metazoa; Chordata; Actinopteri; Acipenseriformes; Acipenseridae
Product: kin of IRRE-like protein 3
Exons: 15
Coding region: 368-2656 (762 amino acids)
Biological process (GO): synapse assembly; cell-cell adhesion
Cellular component (GO): cell-cell junction
Molecular function (GO): cell adhesion molecule binding
Source: RefSeq, a predicted model, not a curated record